Messenger RNA from Piliocolobus tephrosceles (Ugandan red Colobus), 1095 nucleotides. It is a transcript of the gene GRAMD2A, whose product is annotated as GRAM domain containing 2A. Gene Ontology annotation, cellular component: organelle membrane contact site; endoplasmic reticulum membrane. Gene Ontology annotation, molecular function: phosphatidylinositol-4,5-bisphosphate binding. Lineage: Eukaryota; Metazoa; Chordata; Mammalia; Primates; Cercopithecidae. The record is from RefSeq and is a predicted model, not a curated record. The transcript is spliced from 11 exons. Gene Ontology annotation, biological process: regulation of store-operated calcium entry. The coding region runs from base 22 to 1095 and encodes 357 amino acids.
GCGCUGAGUGCAGGCGUCGCGAUGACCGCUCUGAGCCGGAGGGAGGCCGCCGAGGCGGGCAGCAACCAACAAAUGCACGGAAAGACAGCUUCUCUGAACAGUGCUGUGCCCUGCAAAGAGAAACCAGACAGAGUUGAGGAACCCCCGGACUACAGUCUGCACUGGCCAGAAGGCUUGAAGGGUGAAGAGAUAAAGAAGUGUGGCCGAGAAGGGAUAACACUGAAUAAAUACAACCAGCAAUACCACAAGCUGUUUAAGGAUGUUCCCUUGGAGGAAGUGGUUCUCAAAGUGUGCUCCUGUGCCCUCCAGAGGGACCUCCUUCUCCAGGGCCGGCUCUACAUCUCCCCCAACUGGCUCUGCUUCCAUGCCAGCCUCUUUGGCAGGGAUAUCAAGGUGGUCAUUCCUGUGGUGUCUGUGCAAAUGAUCAAAAAACACAAGAUGGCACGGCUCCUUCCCAAUGGACUGGCCAUCACCACCAACACCAGCCAGAAGUAUAUCUUUGUGUCACUGCUCUCCCGGGACAGAGUAUAUGACCUGCUGAGGAGAGUCUGCACCCACCUACAGCCUUCCAGCAAGAAGAGUCUGAGUGUAAGAGAAUUUCCAGGGAAACCUGAGUCUCUGGAAGUCCUCAUCCCUGAGAUGAAGUGGAGAAAGGUAUGCCCUUCCUCCAGGUCCCUGUCUCUACCAGACAACAUCCCUUGUAUCCCUCCAGCAUCUGUGGACUCCACAGACAGUUUCUUCCCCUCCAGGAAGCCUUCAAGGUCUGUCCAUAUAGAAAAAUCAAGAACCCAAGUAGCUUCAGAAAACGGUGGGAAGUGGGCAUGGCCCAUGCCGGGCUGGGGUCCUGCCUGCCCUAAGAAGAUGCCGAACUGCUCACCCACUGCAAAGAAUGCCGUCUAUGAGGAGGAUGAGCUGGAGGAGGAGCCCAGGAGCACUGCGGAGCUGACGCUCUGGGAUUACCGGCUCCUCAAGGUCUUCUUUGUGCUGAUCUGCUUCCUGGUCAUGUCCUCAUCCUAUCUGGCGUUCCGUAUUUCUCGGCUAGAGCAGCAGUUAUGCACCUUGAGUUGGAACGGCCCAGUCCCUGGGCACAGGUGA